AUGAAAGUAUUAAACUCUCCUUCUCUUGUGCAUGGUACGGAUGAAAGUAUUGAUGAUGAUGAAGUUCGAGUGAUUGCGAAAAAAGUCUAUGAUGCUUGCUUUCCUCCAUCUAGGGAACAAUCUCCUUUUCUUAUGGACACCAUUCCUCCUACCAUUUCAUCGCCACCUAAAACUGCAUCUCCACCUCCUUCAACAUCACAAAACACUCCAAUCCCUCCUCCUUCUAAAUCACCUCCAUCUCCUGUCCCCAAAGGACAAAAACCUACACCUGUUCCCAUCUCAAAGGAACAACCUGCUGUUCCUAAUCCUAAGGAACACCCCGCCGAAACCAACCCACAUAGUACCUUCCCUUCUUCAUCCCAAAACCCUACCAUUGGUGCUCCUUACACUUAG
This is a messenger RNA of Beta vulgaris subsp. vulgaris (sugar beet), 393 nucleotides long. Its product is annotated as vegetative cell wall protein gp1-like. Bases 1 to 393 code for a protein of 130 amino acids. The transcript has a single exon. The record is from RefSeq and is a predicted model, not a curated record. NCBI's taxonomy places the organism in Eukaryota, Viridiplantae, Streptophyta, Magnoliopsida, Caryophyllales, Amaranthaceae.